Echinococcus granulosus is the source of this 876-nucleotide messenger RNA. Its product is annotated as U1 small nuclear ribonucleoprotein. Gene Ontology annotation, biological process: mRNA splicing, via spliceosome. NCBI's taxonomy places the organism in Eukaryota, Metazoa, Platyhelminthes, Cestoda, Cyclophyllidea, Taeniidae. Gene Ontology annotation, cellular component: U1 snRNP; precatalytic spliceosome; U2-type prespliceosome. The transcript is spliced from 8 exons. Gene Ontology annotation, molecular function: mRNA binding; U1 snRNA binding. The record is from RefSeq and is a predicted model, not a curated record. Bases 1 to 876 code for a protein of 291 amino acids.
AUGACUCAGUUUCUGCCUCCGAAUCUGCUUGCCCUUUUUGCUCCGCGCGACCCGAUUCCAUAUGUGCCCCCAAUAGAAAAGCACAAAAACCACAGAAAACUUCCAUAUACCGGUGUUGCCCAGUUUUUGGGGGAAUUUGAGGAUCCUUCCGAAACUCCCGCCUCAUCUCGAAUCGAAACUAGAGAGGAAAGGAAGGCUCGGAAACGAAAGGAAAAACAGGAACAGGCUAAUUACAAACUUGAACGCGAUCUUGCUCUGUGGAAUCCAAAGAAACUUGUUUCUGGUACAACAAAUGCUUAUAACACUCUCUUCGUUGCUCGACUGAACUACGAUACUUCUGAACACAAGCUGCGCAGAGAGUUUGAAGUGUAUGGGCCGAUCAAGAAGAUAUUCAUGAUCAAGGAUGCAGCUACUGGCAAGCCUCGGGGUUACGCUUUUAUCGAGUUUGAGCAUGAAAGGGACAUGCAUGCUGCGAAUAAGGAUGCGAACGGCCGGAAAAUUGAUGGACACCGUAUUCUUACCGACAUUGAACGCGGAAGGACCCGUCCGGAUUGGCGACCGAGGCGAUUGGGUAAGGGUCUUGGUAAGUCUCGCAGCGGCCCCAGUGACUCACGCCGUGAUGAAAGGAGGCGAGAUGAAGAUCGCGAUCGGGACCGGGAUCGCGAGAGGAACCGCGACCGCGAUCGUGAUCGAAGACGUCGCAGUAGGUCCCGCGAAUACCGGGAUCGUCGUCGUAGGAGCCAUAGCCGGGAAAGAAGACGCAGUCGUGAUCGCUCCCGCGAGCAUGGACGCAGAGACCGAUAUCGUCGGGAUGAAAUGUCCCAGUAUGGUGAGUAUGGCGCGGAGAUUAAAGCGGAAUAUAAUGGGGAUUACUAA